Messenger RNA from Puma concolor (puma), 1692 nucleotides. NCBI's taxonomy places the organism in Eukaryota, Metazoa, Chordata, Mammalia, Carnivora, Felidae. The record is from RefSeq and is a predicted model, not a curated record.
AUGCCACCUCCUCUUCUCGUCUUCUUCCUCCUCUUCCUCACCCCUGAGGGAGUCAGGCCCCAGAAAACACUGCUGGUGGAGGCUAAAGAGGGAGGCAAAGCUGAGCUGCCAUGCCUCAAAGGUCCCUCAGAUGGUCCCCCUGAGCAGCAGGCCUGGUUUCAGGGGGCUCAGUCAGAGCUGGACCCAGGUUCACAAGGCCUGGGCAUCCAGAAGGGGCCCCUGGGCCUCCAGCUCCUCAUCUUCAACGUCUCUGACCAGAUGGGGGGCUUCUACGUGUGCCAGCUGGGGCCCCCUUCUGAGCAGGCCUGGCAGUCUGGCUGGACAGUCAGCGUGGAGGGCAGCGGGGAGCUGUUCCGCUGGAAUGCUUCAUACCUAAAUGACCCAGGCUGUGGCCUGGGGAACAGGUCCUCAGAGGGCCCCAAGCCCUCUUCUGGUUACCCCACAAGCUCCCAGCUGUACGUGUGGGCCAAAGGCCACCCUGAGAUCUGGGAGACAGACCCUGACUGUGCCUCGCCCAGGGGCGGUCUGAACCAGAGCCUCAACCAAGACGUCACCGUGGCCCCUGGCUCCACAUUCUGGCUGCCCUGUGAGGUGCCCCCCGCCUCCGUGGCCAGAGGCCCCAUCUCCUGGACCCUCGUGCGCCCCAAGAAGCAUAACAUCUCAUUGCUGCACUUAAACCUGAGGGAGGAUGCCCCGGUCAGAGAGAUGUGGGUCCUAGACACCCUCAGGGGAGGGGCUGUUCUGUUGCUGCCCCAGGCGACCGCUCAAGAUGCUGGCACCUAUCAUUGUUACCAUGGCAACAUGACCAUCGAGAUGCAGCUGAAGGUCACUGCCCAGUCAGGUAGAGUUUCUCCCAAUUUAAGACACUGGCUGCUGGAGGCUGGUGGCUGGAAAGUCCCCGUUGUGCCAUUACUUUAUCUGAUCAUCUGCCUGGGUUCCCUGGUGAGCUUUGUUCAUCUUCGAAGAGCCCUGAUCCUCAGGAAGAAAAGAAAGCGAAUGACCGAUCCCACCAGAAGGUUCUUCAAAGUGACGCCUUCCCCGGGAAGCGGGGCCCAGAAUCAGUACGGGAACGUGCUCUCCCUUCCCACGCCCACCUCUGGGACGGGACGCGCCCUAAGGUGGGCUGCAGGCCUGGGGGCCGCCGUCCAGUCGUACGGAAACCCGCGCAGCGACGUACAGGAGGUCGGAGCCGCGGGGCCCCGGAGCCCGCCACCAGCAGGCCCAGAAGAAGAGGAAGGAGAAGCCUAUGAGGAGCCGGACAGUGAGGAGGGCUCCGAGUUCUACGAGAAUGACUCCAACCUCGGGCAGGACCAGCUCUCCCAGGAUGGCAGCGGCUAUGAGAACCCUGAGGACGACGCCUUGGGUCCCGGGGAUGAAGACUCCUUCUCCAGCGCCGAGUCUUAUGAGAAUGAGGAUGAAGAGCUGGCCCAGCCAGUCGCCAGGACAGCAGACUUCCUGAGCCCCCAUGGGUCUGCCUGGGAUCCCAGCAGGGAGGCAACCUCUCUUGGGUCCCAGUCCUACGAGGAUAUGAGAGGGAUCCUGUAUGCAGCCCCCCAGCUCCGCUCCCUUCGGGCCCAGCCGGGUCCUAAUCAUGAGGAAGAUGCAGACUCUUAUGAGAACAUGGACAAUCCCAAUGGGCCAGAACCAGCAUGGGGAGGAGGGGGCCGCAUGGGCACCUGGAGCACUAGGUGA